Molecule: messenger RNA, 2192 nt
Organism: Nothoprocta perdicaria
Lineage: Eukaryota; Metazoa; Chordata; Aves; Tinamiformes; Tinamidae
Gene: FDXR
Product: ferredoxin reductase
Exons: 12
Coding region: 1-1452 (483 amino acids)
Biological process (GO): ubiquinone biosynthetic process
Cellular component (GO): mitochondrion
Source: RefSeq, a predicted model, not a curated record
AUGUGGAACCAGAGCAGCCGGUGCGCGAACUUCAUAAUAAAGCGGCAGCCGGGGCUGGGUGGGCAGGCAGGCCUGCGGCGGUGGCUCUCGGCGCCCCGGCUCUGCGUGGUGGGCGGCGGGCCCGCCGGCUUCUACACGGCGCAGCACCUGCUCAAGCACCAUGACCGGGCGCAGGUGGAUAUCUACGAGAAGCUGCCCGUCCCCUUUGGGCUCGUCCGCUUCGGCGUGGCACCGGAUCACCCCGAAGUGAAGAAUGUGAUCAACACGUUCACGCAGACGGCGCGUUCCGAGCGCUGCUCCUACUACGGGAACGUCGCGGUGGGCAAGGACGUCACGGUGGGCGAGCUGCAGCAGGCCUACCACGCCGUGGUGCUGAGUUACGGUGCCGAAGAUAACCGGGUCCUGGGGAUCCCGGGGGAGAACCUGGCCGGCGUUCAUUCGGCCCGAGCGUUCGUGGGCUGGUACAACGGGCUGCCCGAGAACCAGCACCUGAAACCCGACCUGAGCUGCGAGACGGCGUUGGUGCUGGGCCAUGGCAACGUGGCCCUCGAUGUUGCCCGAAUUCUCCUGUCCCCGCUGGAUCUCCUUAGGAGGACGGACAUCACUGCCAGCUCCUUGGCAGCUCUUGCCUGCAGCAAGGUGAAGCGUGUGUGGCUCGUUGGGAGGAGGGGACCUCUCCAAGUUGCUUUCACCAUCAAGGAGCUGCGGGAGAUGAUAAACCUGCCUGGUGCCAGACCUGUCUUGGACCCUGCUGAUUUCACAGGCCUCGGCAAUGCUGUUAAAGAUGCCCCCAGGCCCAGGAAGCGACUCACUGAGCUGAUGAUCAAAACGGCUUUGGAGAAGCCAGCGGAGAAGACGGAGGCAGCGGCUGCCCGGGAAUGGGGCUUGAGGUUCCAGCGCAGCCCCCAGGAGGUGCUGCCCACGGCCGACGGGACGCGGGCCAGGGGCGUCCGCAUGGCCCUCACCCGCCUGGAGGGCUCGGGGGACUCUGCCAAAGCCGUCCCCACGGGAGAGGUGGAGGAGCUCGAGUGCGGACUGGUCCUCAGCAGCAUCGGCUACCGGAGCCUGCCCCUGGAGCCGGCUCUUCCCUUCGACCCCCAGCACGGCGUCAUCCCCAACAGCUCGGGCAGGGUGCUGGGUGCUCCAGGUCUGUACUGCAGCGGGUGGGUGAAGCGCGGCCCCACGGGAGUCAUCAUCACCACCAUGAACGACAGCUUUGACACUGCGCAGUCCGUGCUGGAGGACCUGCAGGCCGGCGUGCUGGACGUGUCUGCCCCCAGGGAGGGCUUCGGCGCCGUGGGGAGCAUCCUGCGCAGCCGAGGGGUCCGGCCCGUUUCCUUCUCGGACUGGGAGAAGAUAGACGCUGUGGAAGUGGCGAGAGGCAAAGCUGCUGGCAAACCCCGGGAGAAGAUAGUGGAUCCCGAGGAGAUGCUGCAAGUCAUCGGCCACUGAAGGCUGGUGUUGGAGCGCGGUGCUGAUCCACACGGUGCCAUCCCGGGGCAACGCGGGCAGGUACGAGCGGGGCCUGGCAGAGCAGUGCCGGCACCGGGAGCCGAUGGCAGGUGUGUGACACUGGACACUCUCUGGUAACAAGCUGUAAAGGAUUCCUAAACGGAGUGUGUAAAAACAUCUGGGGCUGCUGGCCAGCCCGGGGGCUGCAGCCACCUCUUGAGGUGAUUCUCGGUGUCCUGUGAGGCCUUUGGCCAUUCUUAGGUGGAGCUGGUGACACGAGAUUUGCUUGUCACAGGGGUCUUGGCCAGAGAUGUUCCCCUUGGCAAGCAGUACCAUGAAACUUCCUUGUGUCUUGCUGCCCACCCCUUGAACCUCAGGCUAAGUGGCUUCCUUGCCUUGUUCUUCGUGCCUGGUCUCUGAGCAAAUGUGGUGAUUUUUUUUUUCUUUUUUUAAAUAAUAAUUGUUUUUUAAUAAACCUUUCCAGGAAUGCCAAACUGGACCUGCCGCUUGAGUCUGGCUUCUUUUUCUGUGACUAUCUUUCCCUUCCGAGCAGCCAGUGAGUGUCCCGUGUAGCGUGUCCCACGCUGGCCCUGCUGCAGGGAGGGACCACUCGCUUUCCUCCUCUUGCGAGCUCUAAACUGUCAGACCAGGGCAUUAAUUUGCCCUCUGCCCCCCGUGAUCAUAACCCGAGUGGGUCUUGGGUGCUACCUGGCAGGGGCAAUGGGAUAACAAGCACGUCG